AAGAAUUAGAGAGAGAAGCAGAGAAGGAGAAUUGAGGUCCGUGAACCGGAGGAAAUCCCCUCGUCCCCUCUCUUCUCUCAGAAGCAUCAAACAGAAGAAGAAUAAGAAGAACAAAUCAAACUCACCUAUACACCGAGAGAGAGAGAGAGAGAGAGAGGAAAUGUCGAAGAAGAAAGCGAGUGGGAACACCAUGACUCUCAAGGACUUCCAUGGCGGCUCUAUCCCCACUGAUCUCCCUCUCCCCUCUGCUCCAGGCGUAAUUGUGAGGCCGUCGGAUCGUCCGGGUUACGAGCGCCCGAACGCGUGGGGAAACCCGAUGGGGAGACCCGACCACCGCACUCGGCCGCACUCGUCGCCUGCGACGAGGCAUUUCGACGAUAAGACUCCGUUUCUCGCACAUACCGUGCGCAUUGGCCGGAACUUCGACGAAGAUGAGCGGAAGCCCCUUGAUGGGGUCUCUGCCCCCCGCCGGACUGUCAGUGAUGAGAGCAUUCAGGUCCUGCCUGCCCGUGCUGAGCCAAAGCCUGAGUAUGGGGCAGUCGGGGGUUUAUCGGGUCGGCAGGGGAAUUCAUAUGCAGAGAAGGUCAACGAGGCGGCUUAUGCUGGGGUUGGUUCACAGAAUUUAGGUGGGAAUGGUGGGCAGGGAGUUGGUGGGGCUUAUCCGAAUGUGUGGGCGGUGAGGAAGGAGGCGGCGGGGGUUAGUGAACCGGUGCAACAAUCUGCCUGGUCUGGACCAACUGCUGUUUUGAAGUUGGCUCAUGCCAGCGCGCUUGAGAAGGUAUCUUCGGGUAGAUGGCAAUCGAAGCAUUCAUUCCAUUCUCAGGCAGAUAUUGAGGUUGUUAUGUCAUCCGAAACAGAGAGUGGCUUUCAGUCCAAGAGUUAUGUUAAUAGCAGCUAUGAUAGGGUGGAUGUUGUGGGUGUGAGAGAACAUUAUGACACAACAUUGGCGAGGCAGACGGAGAGGGUUCUGAAUGUUGAGGAUGGGGUUCGGGUUGCUAGGAAGGAGUUGCCAGAUUAUGGACGGGCUGGGGCUCCUAUGUAUUCAGAAGUAAAAGAGAGGAACCCGGCAAUUCUUAUAGAUAGGACUCAACUGGCUCAUAAUGAUGGAAAACUUAGUGGAUCUGAAUUGCAGCCCCCAGUGCCUCCAGAACCAUCAGAGCGACCUAAGUUGAAGUUGCUUCCAAGAACAAAGCCACUUGAAAGUUCAGAGCAGCCUGUUGUUGAUCAUACACAGGGGCAUCAACGGGUGAGUGACAUUGUUCAUGCUGAAACUGUUAAUGAAGCCUAUGCAAACACGAAUCCUGCAAAACCUAGCAUAGCUAGCAGUGACAGUGGGAAGCAGGCUGUGGAGCGUUCCAAAUUGAAUUUAAAGCCCAAGUUGAAUUUAAAGCCUCGGUCACAACCCGUUGAGCAAUCAGAAGGAAACAUUGAAAGAGAGAGGUCAGUAACUGAUUUGUUUUUUUUUUUUUUUGGCAGUGCUCCUUGUUGUUGGUUCUUUCUAUAUGUAUAUAGAUAUUUGUAAUUAGGAUGACAAAUACAACGGUAUGAUGCAAGUUUUAAAGCAUACUCUCUGAAUUAAACACUCAACUACAAAAAAUUGAUACUUUUUUUAAUUUUUUUGACUAUUCAAAGCCGGAGAGGGGGAAUACAAAAAAUUGAUACUUCAGACAUUAGAAUAGCUUACUAUCUUAUGUACAUCAUGUUAAAUUCGUAUCCUUUAGUCUCUUUAUUGAAAUCCUGAUUAUACAGGUUUGAGAAGUCUGUAUAUGUAGCUUUUAGAACAGCCUUGCAACUUUUAAUGAAUCUUUUGGAUGACCUUGAAUCU
Messenger RNA from Corylus avellana, 1825 nucleotides. Lineage: Eukaryota; Viridiplantae; Streptophyta; Magnoliopsida; Fagales; Betulaceae. The record is from RefSeq and is a predicted model, not a curated record.